Saccharomyces eubayanus is the source of this 2994-nucleotide messenger RNA. It is a transcript of the gene NMA111, whose product is annotated as Nma111p. Lineage: Eukaryota; Fungi; Ascomycota; Saccharomycetes; Saccharomycetales; Saccharomycetaceae. Gene Ontology annotation, molecular function: serine-type endopeptidase activity; protein binding. The transcript has a single exon. The record is from RefSeq and is a predicted model, not a curated record. Gene Ontology annotation, biological process: proteolysis. The coding region runs from base 1 to 2994 and encodes 997 amino acids.
AUGACUAUAUCGUUGAGCAAUAUAAAGAAAAGGGAUCACGCCGAGGUUUCCGAUGGACUUUCAGCUGAAACAUCGCCCGUGAAGAGGAAACAGUUGGAAUGCGCCACUGGAGAACAAGAUGAAGACUACACAGACCACGAGGUUGUCAUAGAGCCACUUCAUUUUGCUAACAAUAAUGCUGCGGUGCUCACGGACUCAGAAAAUUACUUGAGAUGGCAAAACACUAUUUCCAAUGUGGUUCAAUCAGUAGUCUCCAUUCAUUUUUCACAAGUUGCACCAUUCGACUGCGAUUCUGCUUUGGUGUCUGAAGCUACGGGAUUCGUGGUGGAUGCCGAAUUAGGUAUCAUCUUGACAAACAGACACGUUGUCGGACCGGGCCCUUUUGUAGGUUACGUGGUUUUUGAUAACCAUGAAGAGUGUGAUGUUAUACCGAUUUAUAGAGAUCCUGUUCAUGAUUUCGGGUUCCUGAAAUUUGACCCGAAAAAGAUAAAGUACUCUAAAAUUAAAGCUUUGACCUUGAAACCAAGUUUGGCUAAAGUCGGUUCCGAAAUUAGAGUUGUUGGUAACGAUGCCGGUGAAAAGUUAAGUAUUCUAGCAGGUUUUAUUAGUAGAAUUGACAGAAAUGCGCCAGAAUAUGGUGAGCUUACAUAUAACGAUUUCAACACUGAAUACAUUCAAGCUGCUGCAUCCGCCUCCGGUGGUUCAAGUGGGUCUCCAGUGGUAAAUAUAGAUGGGUAUGCAGUAGCCUUGCAGGCUGGUGGUUCAACAGAAGCAUCCACUGAUUUUUUUCUACCACUAGAUAGAAUUUUGAGAGCAUUGGUUUGCGUUCAAAACAAUCAACCUAUCACUCGUGGUACAAUCCAAGUUCAAUGGUUAUUGAGGCCAUACGACGAGUGUAGAAGAUUAGGUUUAACUUCAGAGAGAGAGAGUGAAGCCCGCGCCAAAUUUCCCGAAAAUAUCGGUCUCUUGGUGGCAGAAACUGUCUUGAGAGAAGGCCCAGGUGACGGUAAAAUUAGAGAAGGUGACACUUUAAUUUCAAUAAACGACGAAACUAUUUCUUCAUUCAUGCAAGUAGAUAAAAUUCAAGACGAAAAUGUGGGAAAUGAAGUCAAUUUGGUUAUCCAAAGAGGUGGUGUCGAACAUAACGUCGUUUGCAAGAUUGGUGAUCUGCAUUCUAUCAGUCCUCAUCGUUAUGUAGAGGUUUGUGGAGCUACUUUUCACGAACUGUCAUACCAAAUGGCAAGAUUUUAUGCAUUGCCUAUUCGAGGUGUAUUUUUAAGUAGCGCAUCAGGAUCGUUCAAUUUUGAUUCAAAGGAAAGAGUAGGUUGGAUCGUGGAUUCUAUAAACAACAAAGAAACACCUGAUUUGGAUACAUUUAUUGAAAUAAUGAAAACCAUUCCAGAUCGUAAGCGUGUUACUGUACGAUACCAUCAUCUCACAGAUCAACAUUCUCCCCUCGUUACAUCUAUUUACAUUGACCGCCAUUGGUGCAAUGAAUUUAGAGUAUACACAAGAAAUGACACUACCGGUAUUUGGGAUUUCACCAAUGUUGCAGAUCCACUUCCAGCUGAACCAUUGAAACCACGCUCAGCCAAAAUUAUUCCUAUUCCAAUCAAAAAUGAUGAAAUAGCUAAACUAUCAUCUUCAUUAUGUACGGUGGCCACAAUGGCUGCAGUUCCAUUGGAUUCGCUUUCUGCAAAUAUCUGGAAGACAUCUGGUUUGAUUGUCGAUGCCGAAAAAGGAUAUGUGCUUGUCUCCAGAAGAGUGGUUCCGCAUGACUGUCUCGAUACCUUCGUUACCAUUGCAGACUCUCUUGUGGUUCCAGCUACAGUUGAAUUUCUUCACCCAACUCAUAAUUUCGCCGUAGUCAAAUAUGAUCCAAAAUUGGUAGAGGCCCAAGUAAUCACUCCUAAAUUAUCCGCCACAAGAAUGAAACGUGGUGAUAAACUUCAAUUCAUAGGUUUUACUCAAAAUGAGAGAAUUGUCACGUCAGAAACAACUGUCACUGACAUUUCCUCUGUAAGUAUCCCAAGUAAUCUAAUUCCAAGAUAUCGUGCUACUAAUUUAGAAGCCAUUUCCAUUGACUGUAACGUCAGUACCAGAUGCAAUUCUGGUAUUUUGACAGAUAAUGACGGUACCGUAAGAGGCUUGUGGCUCCCAUUUUUAGGUGAACGAUUGGAAAAUAAAGAGAAAGUAUAUUUGAUGGGUUUAGACAUAAUGGAUUGUAAGGAGGUCAUAGAUAUCCUGAAAAAUGGUGGUAAACCGAGAAUGAGUAUAGUUGAUGCUGGGUUUGGUUCACUUUCUGUUUUACAAGCUAGAAUUAGAGGAGUUCCAGAAGAGUGGAUCACGCGUAUGGAACAAGAAUCAAAUAAUAGACUACAAUUCAUCACUGUUUCUAGAGUGUCUUAUACGGAAGACGAAGUUCACUUAGAAACAGGUGAUGUCAUUUUAUCCGUUGAUGAUAAGUUAGUCAUUGAAAUGAAUGAUUUGAAUGGGGUUAUAAGCUCGGCAGAUGGUAUUUUACCCCCAACCAUACUGAAUUUCAAAGUGGUUCGUGACGGUAAUAUUGUAGAUUUGAAGAUCAAAACCGUUGAGGUCAAAGAAACUGAUCAUUUUGUAAUAUUUGCCGGUAGUAUCUUACAAAAACCACACCAUGCUGUUUUACAAGCAAUGGCUGAUGUCCCAAAGGGUGUCUACUGUACAUUUAGGGGAGAAUCAUCACCAGCAAUUCAAUAUGGUAUCUCCGCAACGAACUUUAUUACACAUGUCAAUGAAAUUGAGACCCCCAACCUAGAUAAAUUUCUGGAGGUUGUCAAAACAAUUCCAGACAAUAGUUAUUGUAAGAUGAGAUUGAUGACAUUUGACAAUGUACCAUUUGCUAUUUCACUGAAAACGAAUUACCAUUACUUCCCAACCGCAGAAUUGAAAAGAGACAACGUGACACGUAGGUGGAUUGAAAAGGAAUUUACCGGAAAUAGCCAAAGCGAAAAAUAG